AUGAAGAGCUCUUAUUAUGAGAUCUUGGGCGUAGAACACGAUGCCCCCGUAGAAACCAUCAAGAAAGCCUACCGAAACCUGCUCCUAGCCCUACAUCCUGACAAGCAACUGCUAGGUUCAGGUCACGUGACAAGAAAUGUUUCUGUCGACCAGCUGCAGGAAGCCUAUAAGGUGCUAGCGGACAGCGAAUUGAGGCAGGAGUAUGACGAGAAACUGGAAGCGAGUUAUAAGCUACAGGGUUUCCAUAAUGCCGGUGAUGGCCUUGACGACUACUCACUUGAUGACUUUGAAUAUAACGAAGAAAAAUGUAAGUUCGUUAUGAAAUGCCCAAGGUGUCAAUCUAUAGAUGGAUUUAUGCUAGAUGAAAAAACGCUUGAUGAGAAUGGAAUGGAAACAUCGAAGGACGUUUUCCAGAUAAUUAUACAGUGCAGUUCAUGUUCCUUAUGGUUAAAGGUUAACUAUCGUGUAGUAUAUGAUUAA
Molecule: messenger RNA, 480 nt
Organism: Eremothecium sinecaudum
Lineage: Eukaryota; Fungi; Ascomycota; Saccharomycetes; Saccharomycetales; Saccharomycetaceae
Gene: JJJ3
Product: Jjj3p
Exons: 1
Coding region: 1-480 (159 amino acids)
Biological process (GO): positive regulation of ATP-dependent activity
Molecular function (GO): ATPase activator activity; ferrous iron binding
Source: RefSeq, a predicted model, not a curated record